CUGUCUCUCACCAAUCCGGUAGGCACGUCAGCCAGAUCCCUCUUCCGAGCCACCAAGCCAAUGGCGCCUCCCUCCUCAUGAGCCACCUCCUUGUUUCCUCUAUUGUGUUGGCGACGACGACGACUUCUGCUGGCAGAGGUGACACGGCACGGACGAAGUGUGCUUCUCUCCUUCCCCUUUGGAAACGGCCGACCUGGUGAGUCGUGCAAUUUCACCUUAUCCACGACCUACUAUGUGUCAUCUCAUAUAGUCGCGCCGUCGUGCUCCUGAAAAUUGAAAUUUGAGAGGUGAAGAUGGGUGCGGUGGUAUAUUGAUCCAUAGGACAGAUGGAUGUUCUAGAUGCCGCAUACCCUCUGCCAACAACGGCGGAUCCUGAUGCUGCUCUUGAAUCAGCGAUUGAAGUUCCUAUAACUGUUUGGCUGGGACCUGUUGGCCCCCUCCUCCGGAAACUUCAUUCGCUGAGGGAUCCGGAACAGAGUCUGGCGCCAGAUCUGCUCAGUGCUGAUGAGAUUCGCCUUCUCAAGGUAUUGUGCAUCUCCCUGAGGGAUAUGUCUGAAGACGAGGAUGCUAGCUUCAUGGUCCGGUGGUGGAUGAAGAUGGUUCGGGAACUUUGUUAUGACACGCAAGAUCACCUGGACGAGGUCCUCUUCGCCGGUGCUGAUUUCAACUUUUCUGUAUUGCUUGCUCGUGCGAAGGAUGCGUGUGAAAGACGCAAAUGUUUCCAGUGGACUUCUCCCAAUACUAUCAAGCCAGCUGACCGAGUGGAAGCCGGUGUCAGCUGCAAAACGUCCCAAAUGUCCUUCCACCUGGAUGCCGUAGAGCCCCCAAGCAAGCUUGUGGAGCUGCUGGCUUUAGACGACGAUGAGAAGACACUCAAGGUGAUACCUAUACAUGGAUGUGCAGGUGUUGGGAAGACAACAGUUGCGAGAGCCUUGUAUCACAGGCAUGCAGGGAAAUUUCAGUGCCGGGCUUUCGUAAGUGUGUCUCGGAAUCCAGAUAUGAGUGGGUUUCUCACCAGCAUGCUCUCACAGCUUAAGGCACCACCGCCCCAGCAUGGAUUUCCUGAUGUGCCGGACCUUAUGGAUGCUAUCAACAAACACCUCAAAGGAAAAAGGUAUUUCAUCGUAAUAGAUGAUUUAUGGAGUGCAUCAGUAUGGAAUAUUAUCAGCCGUUAUUUUCCACGCGGUGAUUAUUGCAGCAGAAUAAUAGCAACCACACAAAUUGAUGAUGUAGCAUUGGCAUGCUGUAGUUAUGACUCAGAAUAUAUAUAUGUGAUGGAACCUCUUAAUGAUCACGAGUCCAUAAAGUUAUUCUUCAGUAGAGUAUUUGGCUCUGAAAAUGGUUGUCCAACACAUAUGAAAGAAGUGUCAUACGAGAUUAUCAGGAAAUGUGGUGGUUUGCCAUUAGCAAUUAUAAAUAUAGCCAGUCUGCUAGCAAGCCAAUCCAAUAUCGUAAUGGAAAAAUGGAAGAACGUAGAAGAUUCUCUGCCCUCCACUUCGGAAGGGGUAAAUAAUGUUCUAAACCUUAUGUACAACUGUCUUUCACCUGAUUUGGCGACAUGUUUGCUAUAUCUCAGCAUGUAUGCACAAGGCUACGUGAUCAAGAAGGAUGAGUUGGUGAACCAGUGGGUAGCCGAAGGUUUCCUCAGUGCUAAGGAAGGACGAGACACAAAAGAGAUUGCUAAGGGUUAUUUUGAUGAGCUUGUCUGCAGAGGAGUGCUCCAAGCCGUGGACACGGAUUAUAACGGUGAGGUAUUGUCAUGUUCAGUUCAUCAGAUGGCUCUAGAUUUUAUUAGGUGCAAAUCCAGGGAGGAAAAUUUCGUCCUAACCGUGGACUAUAAUCAAUCAACUCUCACACUUCCUGACAAAGUCCGCCGAUUAUCCAUCCAGUUCGGAGGGGUACAAAGUGCAUACAUAACGGAAAGCAUCGUAACAUCCCAUGUUCGAUCACUUAUGUUUUGGGGUUUCUUCAAGUGUAUACCUCCCAUUAUGGAUUAUGGAUUUCUUCGAGUACUGGUUCUUUGUAUUUGGGCUAAUCAAGAGAAGAGUUUAGAUCUCACUGGAAUGGGGAAGCUACUUCUUCUAAAGUAUAUCAAGAUUGAAAGUAAUAUCACCAUCAAACUUCCAGAUAAGAUUCAAGGGCUGCAACGCUUGGAGACACUACAAGUCGAUGGAAGAGUAUCUGCUGUUCCAUCUGAUAUUCUUCGUCUGCAGAAAUUACUGUACCUCCGCCUUCCAAGCAAGUCUAUUCAGCCCCGUGUAGUUGGACAAAUGACAUCUCUUCGCACUCUGGGAUAUUUUGAUAUUGGCACACACUCAGAAGAGAAUGUAUUGCAUCUUGGACGGCUGACCAAUCUUCAGGAUCUUCAGCUCACAUGUUCUAGAGUAUGGCCAGCAGAAAAACUGGAGAAGAAUGUGCAACUCCUAGGCUUGAUUCUUGAGAAACUCAGUGUCUUGCGGUCAAUAACUCUGGUACCAGAUGCUUCAGGCUCCUCUUGUGUAAACAUUCCGGAGGAUGGCUUCAGCAUGGUGUCUCCUCUUUCGGACCUGCUUCUUCAGAGGAUCGAGUUGUCACGGCAUUGUUGCAUCUUGUUCAGCCUCCCUGAGUGGUUUGGAGGGCUUAGUAAACUCUACACUCUAAAGAUCGCAAUUAGGCGGCUGCCGAGGGAAGAUAUUGAUAUCCUGAAAGGACUCCCUGCCCUUACUGCUCUCAGCCUGCAUAUCCAGGAAGCUCCUGAAGAAAGGAGGAUCAUCAUCGACGAGGAAGGAUUCCAAGUAAUCAAGUACUUCAAGUUCAUGUGUGCUGCACCAUGCCUGACCUUUGCGCGGGAAGCAAUGCCCAGAGUCCAGAAACUCAAGCUAGGCUUCAGUUCAAUGAAAAUGGUGCCAAAUAGCUUUCAAAUGGUUGGCUUCCUUAACUUGAGAAGCCUUAAAGAGGUCUCUGUAAAAUUUUGGGUUCAGGAUGCUGAAAAAUUCGACAUAAAAGUUGCCGAGUAUUUAUUGGGAGCUGCCGUUAGAAACCAUCCAAACUCUCCUAUAAUCAGAGUGCAAUCUGUUUAUGAUGGCGAGGAGGAUAUGAUGAGUACCUCGACUGAAGAAAAAGAGGAAAAGCGUAGAGAGAUACAAGAAGGCAAGAAGAAGAUGAAGGAAACUUCAGACACAGAGGAAAAGCGACAUGAGAUUGAACAAGACAAGAAGAUAAUGGAACAAUCAGAGCAACAUGUGAGCAAGCAAGACGAGAGCAGAUAUGCACCAUCAGUCGACGUCGUGAUGGGCGCCAUGGGCUCCCUCUUACCCAAGUUGCUGGGGCUCCUCAAGGACGAGUACAAGCUGGAGGCAAAAAUCAAGGACAGCGUCAAGUCCCUCUACAAGUUGCUGGAGGGCAUGCAAGAUACCCUCAGGCGUGUGGCGAAGCUGGAGGACGAUCAGGGGCAUAGGGAAAUGCUCAGCGUCUGGGCCAGGGCUGUAAGGGACCUCUCUUAUGAUGCGGAGGAUGUCGUUGAUUCAUUACCAGUGUGCAUCGAUGGUUCUCACGGAUUCAUUACAAGGGUCAGUGAGUUGUUAAGUAGAAAGAAGGCCCGCCGUGAGUUUGCCGACGUGAUCAAUGGCAAGGUGAAACAGGCCCAUGAAUUGGCAGCACAAGUUGAGAGGUUCAUAGCCCUGUUUGACACCCGCAAUGCUGCUAAUCUAAAUGUAAAAGCUAGCAUUGGCCCUCGCCUGAUGGCUUUGUAUGAAGACCCGAAAGGGCUGGUUGGCAUCAAUGUUCCAAGGGAGGAGGUGAUAAACAAGCUGACACAUGGGACUGGUGAUGUGUUCAAGCAGCUGAAGAUAGUCUCCAUUCUUGGAAUUGGGGGAUUGGGGAAGACAACACUUGCUAAAGCGGUGUAUGACAAGAUUCAAAUGAAAUAUGAUUAUGCGGCUUUCAUUAUUUUAUCUUCGAGUCUGGACAUGAGGAAAGUAUACAUGAACAUCCUCCUUGAAGUUGACAAGCAGAAGUACAAGAAUCUCAAUUUGGCAAUAUUGGAAGAAAGGCAGCUUAUUGAUGAAGUCAGGGAACAACUUGCAGACAAGAGUUACCUAAUCAUUUUUGACGAUAUAUGGGAGAGGAAUGACUGGGAGGCAAUCAAAUUCGCUAUGAUAGAUAGUGGACGUGGAAGUAGAGUUGUCACAACUACUCGGGAUGAAGUACUAGCAAACAUGGCAAGUGAAGCGUUCAAGUUAGAAGCACUUCCGCAUUCACAAUCCAGAGAAUUAUUUAAUACAAGAUUAUUUGGUGGUAAAAACAAUAUACCUAGUGGUCUGCCAAAGGAAUAUGAAAUUCUUUUACACAGAUGUGGUGGUGUACCAUUAGCUCUCAUUACAAUGGCUGGUUUGUUGGCCGGCAAACCGAUGGACCUUUGGUAUAAGGUGUACAACAAUAUUGGUUUUGGGUCCGAGGAUGAAGAGAGCACAAUAAAGAUAGUGUUAUAUGUCUGCCGUAAUUUUCCCCAUCAUCUUAGGGCAUGUUUAUUGCAUCUAGCCAACUUUCCAGACAACUGUUUAAUCAAGAAAGAAACUUUGAUCUGGAAGUGGGCAGCCGAAGGUUUAAUUGUUGAGAAACCAGAGUCAGGAUUAUUUGAGCUUGGAGAAGGAUACUUCCAGGAACUCAUAAACAAAAAUGUGGUCAUGCCGGUAGAGGACGACUCACACCCUGGGAAGGUAAUGGGUUUCGAUUUGGUGCGGACUAUGAUCAUGUCCUUAUCAAUUAGUGAAGAGAGCCUUGUUACCUUAGAGCAUAUGGAUGGAAACAAUCAGGACUCCGACCGUGAAAGAAAGGCUCGCAGGUUGGCUGUCCAAAAUUGGACCACGGGGCAGGGUGACCCUCUGUUGUACACCCGCACAGAAAGGCUGAGGUCAUUUAAUGCCACCGGGUGUAUUUUUAGCAUGGAACUAUCACUUUCAAGGUUUAAGCUCUUGCGUGUGAUUGCUAUAGAGGAAUGCACUUUCUUGGAAGGCCGCUCUUGUGAUCUUAAGCAUCUGGGGAAGUUGCAUCAGUUGAGGUACCUCGGACUAUACAACACAAAUAUUGGCAAACUACCCGAAGACAUAGGGGAUCUCAUUUCUUUGCAGACACUGGACUUGAGGGGAACCAAUGUCCGAGAACUGCCCCUGGGAGUUACUCGGCUAAGACAACUCAAGUGCCUUCGAGCUGAUGAAGGCAUAGCAGUCGGGAUGGGGAAUCUCAAAUCCCUAGAGGAACUAUGGCUCGGUGAUGUAGGCAUGUCGGGAAACUUUGUUGAAGAGCUAGGCAAGCUGACGGAGCUAAGGGAGCUCCAUAUUUGGGUUGGAAGGUUGGAUGAGAACCAGAGGAAAGCUUUGGUGCAGUCUAUGAGAAAACUAGAGAAAAUCCAAGUCCUAAGACUUAUGGCUCACUGGUCAUUCGGUGGUCAGCUCAAUUGGGGAGACUUUGACCCACCUCGAGAACUCCAUGAGUUGCACCUAAGCAUCCUAUCCUCUCGGCUGCCGAAGUGGAUCAAUGUCUCCCAUGUUCCGAUUCUCUCACACUUGUAUGUGAAUGUGAUGGCUGUGGAGGAUCCGGAUCUGGAUAUCCUUGGGGCUUUGCCAGAACUCGUUAGUCUGGAACUGGUGAUCUGGUCGAAUGUCUUCCAUAGCAUCAAGGGCGACGGUGCAUUCCCCAAGCUGAAGCGCUUUCACAUGUCGUCAACGCUCAGGUUUCUACUGGGCGCUAUGCUGCGACUGGAAUUUCUUCACUUCAAAGUUGACGUCCCAGCCUUAAAGGAUGCCAACGUUAACUUUGAUGAUGACUUUGCUGCAUCAACGUUGAAGGACCUCCCUUCACUUCAGAAAGUGGAGGUGGAAAUCAGCUCUACUGGUGAUGUCGAGGCGAUACAUGAAGCACUGAAGCGUGCAGUGGACGAACAUCCAAACAGUCCCAGCCUUCAAGUCCUAAAAACUGAUCUGAUGGGCACUGCACACCGGAGACUAUUGUAACCAUGCCGCUGGCUGCAGGGCCAUCUCGUCAGUCUAUGAUCUUAGUUCUUGUUUGAAGAGGUAAAAACAACAAAAAAAUCUCAAAAAGGAAAAAAUAUUGUCUUCGUGUUGUUUAUUUAUAGUUUGGUGAACCUGGUUUGUUCAAUGUGUAAUAAGGCUAGUUUGGCGGUGCGCCAGGUUUUUUGUCCCUUAGGUUAUGUUCCCAGUGAACGUAACUAGAGGGUUUUCCUGGUGUGCAUCCAACUCAGCGGACCUAUUUCCAUUCCCUAUUGCGGUGUGGAAUACUUGUCUACAUUCUUGUAAAAUUAAAUUUUGUAUCCUCUAUUCUGUUCUUGCUUUCCUCGGUUGAGGAACCAUUCAGUUUCUAAGGUCCUCAGUUGUACAGCUUCAAA
Triticum dicoccoides is the source of this 6382-nucleotide messenger RNA. RefSeq names its product disease resistance protein RGA5-like. The coding region runs from base 327 to 5990 and encodes 1887 amino acids. Gene Ontology annotation, biological process: defense response to other organism. Gene Ontology annotation, molecular function: ADP binding; ATP hydrolysis activity. NCBI's taxonomy places the organism in Eukaryota, Viridiplantae, Streptophyta, Magnoliopsida, Poales, Poaceae. The transcript is spliced from 7 exons. The record is from RefSeq and is a predicted model, not a curated record.